AUGCUUGUACCAUCUUUGUUAGCGCUUGCGCUCAGCGCAGUUCCUUCGGUCAGAGCGACUAUCCGGUUUGGAUGUGCUCAGUUGGUGACUGAACGAUUCGAUCCGUUGGUCACACCCGGAGAGGUUUCCCCUCAUGUUCACCAAAUUAUUGGAGGGAAUGCGUAA
This is a messenger RNA of Coprinopsis cinerea okayama7#130, 165 nucleotides long. RefSeq lists its product as hypothetical. Bases 1 to 165 code for a protein of 54 amino acids. The transcript is spliced from 3 exons. The record is from RefSeq and is a predicted model, not a curated record. NCBI's taxonomy places the organism in Eukaryota, Fungi, Basidiomycota, Agaricomycetes, Agaricales, Psathyrellaceae.